Molecule: messenger RNA, 3017 nt
Organism: Cylicocyclus nassatus
Lineage: Eukaryota; Metazoa; Nematoda; Chromadorea; Rhabditida; Strongylidae
Source: the annotation of a GenBank genome assembly
AUGGUCGCACCAGUCGCAACGCAAGAAGAAAAGGCAAAAGAAGACAAAUCAGCUAAAGAUGACAAGAAAAAAACCAAAGAGGAGAAGAAGGAUGAGAUGACGGAAGAGGACAAGAAGUUAGAGGAGGACUUGAAUAUGCUAGUACAACGACUCAGUGAAAAUGAUGUCAGUCUGUACCAGCCAUCUCUUGAAACUAUGCGAACGCUUAUCCGAGCAUCCACCACUUCCAUGACUUCGGUUCCAAAGCCUUUGAAAUUUAUGCGGCCUCACUAUAAUCAGAUGAAACAGAUCUUUGAGAAGAUGCAACCCGGCCCUACUAAAACCUUGUGCGCCGACAUUAUAUCGGUGUUAGCCAUGUGUUCAGAUGAAAAGAGUGACUGCAUCAAUUUUCGAAUGAAGGGGAUGCUUGAACCAAUCGGCGAUUGGGGUCAUGAAUAUGUUCGGCAUCUGGCUAUGGAGAUGUCCGAAGAAUGGAAACAAGCUUCUGAUGGGUCGGAGAAGAGCAAAGCUAGGCGUAACGAACUGCUAGUGCUGGCCAGGGACAUUGUGAUGCACAACAUGAAACAUAAUGCAGAGGUGGAAGCAUGUGAUUUACUGAUCGAAAUUGAGCGACUUGAUCUUCUUAUGGAAUAUGUUGAAGAAGUAGAUCAUCAGCGAGUUUGCCUUUAUCUUCUCAGUUGCGCUCCACUGACGCCUGAUCCAGACAACAUUAUACUGAUCCGAACUGCUAAGGACAUCUAUUUGAAGUACAAUCGGUAUCUCGAAGCUGUUCGAUGUGCUAUAAUGUUGAAUGACCCCACUGAAAUCAAGAACAUAUUUUCGAAGACUACUGACCUGCUUCUUCAGAAGCAAAUGGCUAUAUUGCUGGGAAGACAUCAGAUCUUUUUGGAUUUUGAAAAUAUGGCAAACGGCGAGCAACUAGGUGAACUGAAUUCGAAUGCUCAUCUCUACGAAUACUUUCAUUCUCUUGCUCGGGAACUGGACAUCAUGGAACCUAAGACUCCUGAGGGCAUCUACAAGAGCCACUUGGAACAUAGUCGACCUUUUGGAAACACAGCAGCGCCGGAUUCAGCACGUAUGAACCUUGCCGCUGCAUUCGUCAAUGGAUUUGUUAAUUGUGGAUUUGGAGUAGACAAAAUGAUGGCUGAAAGCGAAGAUGCUAGCAAAUGGUUCUACAAAAACAAAGAAUAUGGUAUGCUAUCCGCUGCUGCGUCUCAAGGCCUUGUUUGGAGAUGGGAUAUAGACUCUGGACUCGGACAGUGUGACAAAUUUUUAUAUGUCAAUGACGACUUCAUCAAGGCAGGUACUCUCCUAGCAAUUGGAAUAAUUUCUUCCGGAAUUCAAGAUGCCUGUGAUCCAGCGUCUGCAUUACUUAUCGAUCAUAUUCAUUCAGAAAGAGCCGUAAUUCGAGUUGGAUCUGUACUUGGCUUGGGCCUUGCUUACGCUAAUUCAAAGAGGGAAACUGUGGUCAAGAACGAAGAAGGAGGCGUGAUUUUUGAGCUAAAAAAGGUGCUUACUGACACAAAACCGUCAGCGACGAGCGAAGUAAAAGGUUUAACAGGCUUGGCUCUUGGUCUGAUAAUGGUUGGGACUGCCGAUCACACCGUAGCAAUGGAGAUGUUGCAAACCUUGAUGGAGCGUAGCGAGUCAGAGCUUAGCGACCCUAACAUGCGAUUUUUAGCCCUAGGAAUAGCUUUGAUUUUCCUCGGUACGCAAGAGAAGAGUGAGGUGUUUGUGGAAUCUUUGAGAUCUUUGCCUGAACCUUUCGGGCCCAUGGUGUCCACACUCGUUGAUGUUUGCGCAUAUGCUGGCACCGGUAAUGUGCUUAAAAUACAGAAACUCUUGCAUAUGUGUUCAGAACACUAUGAAACUGAGGACAAGAAGAAGAAGAAGGAUGAAAAAUCCAAGAAGGAUCCCAAAGAGAAAGAUAAAGACGCUAAGGUUGAUUUGUCAUCUCAGCAAGCGGUUGCUGUGAUUGGAAUAGGUCUCAUUGCUAUGGGUGAAGAUGUUGGAUCUCAGAUGGCUCUAAGGAUGUUUGGACAUCUAAUCAGAUAUGGUGAGCCAGUAAUCCGGCGAGCCGUGCCUCUAGCGCUGGCCUUGAUAUCAGUAUCUAAUCCUCAACUCAAUAUUCUGGAAACACUGAGUAAAUUUUCACAUGAUGCCGAUGCUGAUACUGCUCAUAACGCCAUAUUUGCCAUGGGUUUGGUUGGUGCUGGUACAAAUAAUGCACGAUUGGUAGCAAUGCUGAGAUCAUUAGCGAGCUAUCAUCACAAGGAUCAGGUCUCACUGAUGUUAGUACGGCUUUCUCAGGGACUUACCCAUUUGGGUAAAGGCACAAUGACCCUGAAUCCAUGGCAUUCUGAUCGUCAGCUACUCUGUCCUAGUGCUAUUGCUGCGUUACUCACUAUAUGCUUUGCAUUUUUGGACGCCAACAACUCGGUAUUGAACAAUCGACAACAUUACUUGCUUUACUCACUAGUACUAGCAAUGCAGCCUCGAAUGCUAGUCACAUUGUGCGAAGAUGAUAAGAAACCAGGACAGCUGAAACAAGUUGGGGUGACUGUGCGAGUUGGUCAAGCGGUAGAUGUUGUAGCUCAAGCGGGUAAGCCAAAAACCAUCACAGGGUUCCAAACACAUACUACCCCUGUCUUACUGGCAUACGGUGAACGAGCCGAGUUGGCCAAUGAAGAGUAUAUAUCUAUGACACCGUACUUGGAAGGUCUGGUGAUAUUGAAAAAGAAUCCGGAUUACGAUGUGCCUGUGGCAGCUAAGAAAUGAAAAUAAUAAUUGUGUUGAUCUGUGUUUCAUUGAUCUUUGCUUAAAUUUACACAAAAUUAUUGUGACAGUGUUGGAGCUUCGAAUGUUGUUUGUCUGUCCUAGGGUAGAUUAAUGCAAUGUAUCUAUGAAUAAUAUCUCUUAAUAAUCUAUUGGUGUAGCACUUUUGAUCUUGUACGGUUUCACCUCAACACAUCUGCGACUAGGUGUGACGAGUUUUUACGAAUAAAAUAAGUUCGAUA